AUAUCCAGUAAAUCAUAGUAUGUGUCCAUGUAUGUAUGUUUAUGCAUAGCUAUGUGAGUAUGUACAUGCUCAAUAACAAGUUUUUAAUCUGAUAUAUAAGAGUAUUGCUAGUAUGUCGAAUAUCUUAAUACUACAUUAUUUAUUAUAGUUAUUAUUAUAACCGUCAGAAUUAAGACAAAUUCAUCUAGCCAAUACAUACUUCUAUAAAUAACGCUAAAAACUGUUCAAUACCUAAUUAUCUCCUUAAAGUUUAAUCUGUUAAUACUCGUUUCCUUAACAUGACAUCUACUGACACUGCGAUUUUAACGUCAAAAUCAAUUUCACCGACUAAUUCAAUGAAUAUUGGACAAACUUUCAAAUAUCAAGUUUUUAGUGAUAAUACUGCAGGCAUUUCAAUAGUUGAUGCACCUCAGUCAAAAGGUGAGGAUAAAAAAGGUUAUCUAUGGGAACGCGUAAACAACUUGACAACAUCUGUGAUAGAUUCAGUUAGACAAAAAAUACCAGUACGUAGAAGCAAUCAAGCAUAUGAUGCAUUCAAGCGUUUUCAAUCCCUCUUCUCUAUUAUUGGACCAAUAUUACUACUUAUAUUGUUUAUCCUAGUAAUAGUGUAUUGGAAGAGUGAACGGAAUGAACGAUGGAAAAACCGUAAUCAGUGUUUUACAAAAGAAUGUCUUCUAUCUUCAAGUUCCAUUGUGUCUCAUAUGAAUACAACCAUAGCUCCAUGUGAAAAUUUCUAUCAAUAUGCUUGCGGUUCUUACUACACACCAUUUCAUCUAGAACAAAAUGCUGAUCAACCAGCAGUACAAGCACAUCGUGUUAUCGCUAGUGCAUUCGGUCAUGGCAUUAUACAAGAUUAUUUUAAAACCGGUAGAUAUCGACGACUGUUACGUUUUGAUAGGCCAAUGAUUGAACAUUUAUCUGAAAUCAAUGUACAUGCAAUUAUUCAUUCAUUACGUAAUAUCUAUGAAAAUUAUUCUGGAAGAAAAAAUUCUGCAAAAUUCAAAGUUGCAGAAUUCUAUGAUUCAUGUACUUCAACAUCACUGAGAAACUGGUUUGGUGCCCAACCAUUGAUAAAGAAAAUUGCACCGAUUAUUAAUGGGAUAUGGUUACUGGACAGAAAUGCAACAAAUGAAACCGGAGCUGGUGUAGCUAAUCAAAGCUCUACUUGGCCACGAUAUCUAUUUUGGGAUUCAAAAUUAUCAGAUAAAUUUAGGAUGAGCAACAAUUGGUCAUGGAUGGAGUCAAUUAAACAUCUACAAGUUGAACUACAUGUACCUACAUUUGCUGAUUUCAUUCUGCACACAAGUCCAGAUAGAAAACCACGACUAUACUUUAUCCCAGAUUCUGGAGCAAGUGGAUAUCUGUCAUAUUACAAAAUUAACAACUAUGUCACUGGUAUUCUGCAAGUUUUAGCCAAGGAUGCUGGUAUACCAUAUGGAAACGAGGAGUAUAAGGAGAGAAUGCGCAUAUUUACAGAAGAUUUAAAACUUGUUACAAGUGAACUGAACAAGCUUUAUCGAAGUACAAAACCAUCAAAAUUACCAAAGAAAUCAAAACUUGGUGACCUAAGUAUUAAUGGAAAUGCUUUUGAUUGGUCGGGAAUGCUUAGCGCCUAUUUUGAUGAAACAUAUAUCAAUUUUGAUGCUGAUUAUGAAAUAUAUUCACGAUAUUUAGAUUAUUUACAGAAAAUUCCUAUAUUUAUUGGAAAAUUGGAAAGAAACUUCACAAAACCUGUAGCUGAUCGAAUCAUGAAUAACUACAUGUUCUGGAAUGUUCUAGAAGCAUACGCGUGGCAUUUGUCCUAUGAAUAUUAUAUGCUACACUUAUCAUAUUAUUAUAGCACAGAGAAUAUUAUGGAAUUGGAAUGCUUUUUUGUGACACAUGAACUAUUUGACACUGUCCUCGGUGCUGUUUACGUUGAAAGACAUUUACAUAAUGAAACAGAGAAGGAGGUCGAACAGAUGACGGUAUAUCUAAGAAGAAGUCUUAAGAACCAUUUAAAACAAAUUCAGUGGAUGGAUGAACAAACAAGAAAAGAAGUUGAUGACCGGAUUACUAAAAUGAAAGUCUUAUACAAAGUACCCGAAAUCAUGCGUAAUGAUCAAAAGUUGAAUUAUGCUUAUAGAACACUUCGAACUUCAUACAAUUACUUAAACAAUUUGUUCUCAGCAGUUCAAUAUACUCGUGGUGUUUACAACCGUCUAAUGUCAGGUGUAACUGAAACAAGUGAAGAGAAUUGGAACUCAAGAGAUGUUAUGGUGUAUGAUACACAUAUAGCCUUAUAUUUGCAAAUGGAUGAAGUAUUUAUCCCACCUGGAAUGCUUCAACUUCCCAUAUAUCAUCAUAAUUUACCAGCAGCUUUAAAUUUUGGUGGGAUGGGUAGUCUAGUUGGUACUGCAAUCGGUAUUCUAGUCGGAGAAUACGGUUCAUUCGUGCUCAAAGAAGGUGAUAUGCAAUCACUUUGGUCAUCUGAAACUAUUAGUAGGUACAAAGAACAUAAGAAGUGUGUUCUUGAUCAAAUUUACAAUGCAUCAAAAUAUUAUUUCAAUUUUUCUGACGCGGGAAUGGCAUUUAUGGAAGACGAUAUGAAGAAAGCUACACGGGCAACUAUCAAUGAAGCAUCUGGGCUAGACAUAGCAAGAUCUGCAUUCGAAGACUGGAUUAAUAACACACCAGAUGAGAAGUAUUUAAGACGCUUACCUGGUGUCUCGUUCAAUCCUAAACAAUUAUUUUAUUUAACAUACGCACAAACGUUUUGUCACAAUAUGGAUUUCUGGGAUGAAUAUUACCAGAUGACAUCGACAACACCACAACCACCGUAUGAAGUUUUAGUGAAUCAUAUAAUGAAUGAACUGCCUGAUUUUGCAAAUACAUUCAAGUGCCCAGUUGGUGCUCUAAUGAAUCCUACAAAACGCUGCCGUGCAGCUUUGUAGGUUAUCCCUCAUUUCCUUUACAUAAUGAAAGAAAGGAACAUCAAAUUCCUUUUCGUUCAUUUCUUUCUUGUCUUAAAAAUUUUCCUUUCACAUUUAUGCAUCAUGUUGAACACAAACCAUUGAGUCACUUAACAAUAUUCACUUUGAAAGCAAUUUGUAUCUAUACAUAUUUUAUUCAAAUGAAGUUCGUAUAUGAUUACAUUUGAUUAUCUAACAGUUUGUAUUUCAAAUAAAUUGUUUAUACUGACUUGUAUCAAUAAACUUGUUUUUUCACGA
Molecule: messenger RNA, 3209 nt
Organism: Heterobilharzia americana
Lineage: Eukaryota; Metazoa; Platyhelminthes; Trematoda; Strigeidida; Schistosomatidae
Source: the annotation of a GenBank genome assembly